CUCCGUCUCUCUCUCUUGGGAGAAGCGUGAGCCUACUGAAACUAGAGCGCCUCCCCUCCAAGUAAGAGAAGGAAAUAUACGAGAAAAGGAUCAAAGGAGAGCUGGCAUUUUGAUGGUUCUGUAGAGAAAUCGUAGUCCCUUGUCGCGAGACUGCAGCAUGAGGCGGCAUGGAUGGCAACGACCUCUUCAUCCCCUUCAGUUUGUUGGCAUGGCGGUAUUCAGUUUCCUGGUUGUUUCUUUCUAUGUGUUCCUUGGACCUUUUCUUGGGAACAGAAUUGUGGAAAACACAUUACUCACACUGUUUUCCUUCACGGCAUGUUCAGUAGCUUUUCUAUAUAUAAGGUGUACUGCAAUUGAUCCAUCCGAUAGAACGAAUGCCAAGAAGAGCAAAGGAACCAAAAUGAAAGGGCUGCCAAAGCUUAAUUACAAGUAUAUUUUAUGUCAAAUUGUGGUGAGGUUUUUUAGAAGGAUGGAGAACCGGAUUCUUAAAUGUUGCAUCAGGAGGAAGUAUUUGGAUCCAUGGAAUGGUAGAACACAGAUGGAGCCCCUGCUGCCGUUCCCUCUUGUCGUGUUGGAUGAUGCAGUUGCACCUCAUCUGAAAGAUGAUGACAUCACAUUUUGCGCUCUUUGUGAUUUUGAGGUUAAAAUGCACAGCAAGCACUGCAGGAGUUGCGACCGGUGCGUCGAUGGAUUUGAUCACCACUGCAGGUGGUUAAACAACUGCAUUGGGAAAAGGAACUACACUACCUUCAUCCUUCUAAUGGUUUUCAUCUUAUUAAUGCUUAUUAUAGAAGGAGGAACUGCAGUUGCCAUGUUUGUUCGAUGCUUUGCAGGCAGCAAAGGGUUAGCACAUGAAACAAAACAGAAACUCCACAUUGAGUUUCCUAAAGGAGUUCUUGCAACAAUAUCUAUAUUAUUGGCCAUAUUGACAGCAUAUGCCACAGCAGCACUAGGGCAGCUUUUUUUCUUUCAUGUUGUUCUCAUUAGAAAGGGAAUGAGAACAUAUGAUUACAUCCUGGCAAUGAGAGAACAAAGCCAGUCAUUUGACCCAUUCGAGGAUUCAGAUUCAUCCUCUGAUGAAAGCAUCGACUUCGACUCGCCAGAAAGACCAACUUUCCUCUCCCGAUUCCUCUGCAGAAGGCAUGAAGCCAAUCAAAGCACUCGAAGGCUGUCAAUAAGAAUUGACAAAGAAUCUAAUUCGGCCUCUUCAAACAAGAAGGCUGAAUUCCACAUUGACCCAUGGAAACUGAUAAAGAUGAGUAAGGAGAAGGCCCUGAUGGCAGCAGAGAGAGCAAGGGAAAGAAUUAGACAGAAGCUGCCAUCCACAGAGUCGACAUUAAAACCACUGCCACUGGAGGUGAAACAUGGACCUCUGAUGAACCCAGAGAGGAAAAAUGUGGCCAUACUAAGUGAGAUAACGCCAGUGGCUCCAAAGCCUUGGUUCCCAGGUUCACCCAGUGGGCGAUUCUCAAGUCCAAGGAGGAGGUUUUCGGGUUCUCCCUCUCCAAGACCUCAGAAAUACAGAAGCAACUUUGAUCUGAAGCUGACAGAGGUGUCGAGGGAACUUGAGACAUACAUCUCCAGGCAGGUGCUUUGCACUGUUUUGAAACAGGGUGAGGAGAAUGAGGCUUCACUGAAAUAGUUGAUCUAGUCUGAAUCAAGUUAUUUUUUGUGUACUUAAUCUUGGCUUUUGGCUUCUUUCAUUCUUGCGCUCCAUUUUGUUUUAAGUUUCUCAGCCUUUGAGAAAGGUUGGCUUGUAUCCUUGUUCAAAAAUUCUCAUUUACUUCAGGCUUGUUGGAGGGAAUACAGAUCAACGUGAA
Messenger RNA from Elaeis guineensis (African oil palm), 1820 nucleotides. Its product is annotated as protein S-acyltransferase 18. Gene Ontology annotation, cellular component: endoplasmic reticulum; Golgi apparatus. The record is from RefSeq and is a predicted model, not a curated record. Gene Ontology annotation, biological process: protein targeting to membrane; peptidyl-L-cysteine S-palmitoylation. Gene Ontology annotation, molecular function: protein-cysteine S-palmitoyltransferase activity. NCBI's taxonomy places the organism in Eukaryota, Viridiplantae, Streptophyta, Magnoliopsida, Arecales, Arecaceae.